Messenger RNA from Biomphalaria glabrata, 3268 nucleotides. RefSeq names its product mitochondrial tRNA-specific 2-thiouridylase 1-like. Lineage: Eukaryota; Metazoa; Mollusca; Gastropoda; Planorbidae. Gene Ontology annotation, cellular component: mitochondrion. The record is from RefSeq and is a predicted model, not a curated record. The transcript has 9 exons. Gene Ontology annotation, biological process: tRNA wobble position uridine thiolation. Gene Ontology annotation, molecular function: sulfurtransferase activity. The coding region runs from base 255 to 1424 and encodes 389 amino acids.
AUAAUAGUCUAGUAAUUUCUAGAGCCCUGAGUAGAGUAGAGACAGUAGUACAGUAGACUGAGUAGAGUCAGAGAGUAGAGUACUAGAGUCAGACUCACUAGAUUAGUAGAUCUAGAUAAGUAGAUUACAGAUGACGAGCGGUGUGCACGCCGGACCACAUCAUCGAAUAGAUUUUUUAAAAAAUGAAAUAGAGAAGAACCCAUUUUAAAUAGUUUUAUUAGAAACUCGUAGCACUACUAGACCUAGUUACACACAUGAAUAUCAAACGAGUUGUUUGUGGCAUAUCUGGAGGAGUGGAUAGUGCAGUUGCAGCACUUCUAUUAAAACGAAAAGGCUAUGAUGUUGUUGGUCUGUUUAUGAAAAACUGGGACAUCAGAGAUGAAAAAGGCAAAUGUUCAUCAGAUGAAGAACUAGAAGAUGCUGCAUGGGUCUGUAAAACUCUGAAUAUACCCUUCCAUGAAGUCAACUUUGUGAAAGAAUAUUGGAAUGAAGUAUUUAGUGACUUUAUUAAGGAUUAUUCAAGUGGAAUCACACCAAACCCUGACAUUCUCUGUAAUCGUAAUGUCAAAUUCAAACAUUUUCUCAAUUAUGCCAUAUCCAAGUUUGGAGCUCAAGCCAUAGCUACUGGACAUUAUGCUCAAACAAGUGUGGGUUAUGAUUUGGACACUAUUGACCCUAGAAUAGGUGUCUCCUUGCUGUGUUCCAAAGACAAAGAAAAAGACCAGACAUUUUUCCUUAGUCAGAUCACCCAGUCAGCAUUACAGAAAACAAUAUUCCCUGUAGGUGACCUUCUCAAAAGUGAAGUGAAACAAAUUGCCUCACAAGCUGGGUUAGAGAGGAUUGCCAAGAAGAGAGAGAGUAUGGGAAUAUGUUUUAUUGGAACCAGGAAUUUUCAUAAUUUUAUUGAAGAGUACAUUGAACCAAAAGAAGGUCCUUUUAUUGAUGUUGAAACUGGCAAGCAGAUUGGAAGUCAUAAAGGCACACAUUAUUGGACAAUUGGUCAGCGAUGUCACAUAGGUGGGAAGCAUGCUGCUUAUUUUGUGUGUGAAGUCCGUCCUUAUUCUAAAGAAGUUAUUGUGGCACCAGGAUAUGACCAUCCAGCACUCUUCUCAGAAGUGUUCCGGACCGAUCCUUGCCAUUGGAUCCAGGCUCCACUCCAAUCUGUCCAUCAGUCCAAAUCUUUUGAGGCAGAGUUUAGAUUUCAGCACAAACAUCGCCUGAUUGGCUGUUCUGGCUAUCUAGAAGAUUCAAGGUUCUGUGUGGUCAAGCUGUCCAUGCCCAUGAGGGCUAUUACUCCUGGCCAGUAUGCAGUCUUCUAUAAAGACAAUGUUUGCUUGGGAAGUUCUAGAAUUUUAGAAAUUGGACCUUCUAGGUUUGAUCUGGGUGUCACAGAAAAAAUACAGUUUCCCAAGGACUUAUCCUGACACUUAUAUUAAAAAUAGUAUAUUUGUUAAGUAGGGGUGGCUGAAAGGUGAUAUACCAAACAGGUGCUAUAUAUCAGGCUUGAAAAGGAAUGGUUUUAAGCAUUAUAUGUGGUCUAAAGAUCAUGUAAAUCAAGAUGUGGGCAACAAGUGUUUAAAAAAAAAAUGUUGCAUGUGUAUUUCAGGGUUUAAAAGCAAUAUUAUACAUUACAUACAACCAGUAAAAGAAUUACUGACAUAGUUCCCAAGAGAUAGUUCCCUAGAGUAGUCAAAAUUUAUAUUUGCAGAUAACCAAUAAAAACAAAUUAUUGUAUAUGAUGUUUAUCUACUUAAAAGGAUAUGAGCUAGUCAUUUUUUUAUAGAGGGAACAUUUUGAUCUUGUUUAAGAUUUUGAUCUUGUUUAAGAGUAUUCAUUUUCAUAAAAUGCAAACUUCUGCAGAUUACAAGGAUUGUGUCUUUACUAUUACAAAUAAUACAUUGUCAUAUUUGGUGUAUGUAUCAACAACAAAAUACAAAGUUAGAAUUUAUUUUAAUUAUGUUAAUUUAAGUUCCAAUCAGAAUAAAAGUUAAUUAUUUAUAAGCCAUAGAUCCCUAAUGUACUUAGAUAAGCAUUCAUGAAAAAAACUGUAAUGUUUAUAGUAUUGACAUCAUCCUUGGAAUGAAUGGAAAUCUUAUGUUAUUUUUUGAGACAUAUGUUUAAUAAGUUAUGGAACAACAUUGGUGGGGUUUAAAAUAAUUACAGGGAUAGCAAUAACAUUCUUAGGUGGACUUUCAAAUUUUAAAUCCAUAAUAGUUAAAAUAAUGUCUUAAAAGAAACAACUUCUAAAGACCAUGGUAAAUUGAUUACCCAAACAAAAAAAUUAAUAGGAAAGCUUAGAAAGUAUUUCUAUCAUUCUCUCCCUUUAUUCAGAACUGUGAGAAUGGGAUGUUGUUGUGUAUCUAGAAAGGGUUAUCAAUUGUAAUCAUUUCAAAAAAUAAAUACAGGAAAAAGGAAGGUAGCUAUUUGUGUAAAGACUGAAACAUUGGAGAGUUCUCAACUUCAGUUCAUACUUUCUCAUCUUUCAACCAUUAAGCAGAAAUCACCAGCUCCCAAACAUAAAACAUUUUGUCUGUAUCAGAUACUGUAUCCUACUGUACUUGCCCUAGUUACUAUUUAAAUAAUAUACAAAAUUUAAUUUGUUUAAAGUCUGAGUCAUGCUACACACUGCAUUUCAUUGUUUUGUUGUUUUAAAGACAUGUAUUUAUUGCUGAUCAUGUCUGUUUUGCAACUUUGUUUUUAAUGAUUAAUAUUUGAUGAAAAAUUGUUUUUGUAGUGUUUCAUUUCACAUUAGAAGUGCAGACUAUUUAUUUAAAAGUUUUUACCUUAACAAAACAUUUGAUGUAAAACAAAAUUAUGUUUCCACUCAUAGUUUAAAUUUUUAAAACUCAUGAUCAAAUAAUGAAAUGGAUAAAAUUUAACCAAGUUGUUUAAAAUUUUCACAUUUUAAAUUUAAAUGUUAAAUUAUUUUUUUUCUUAAAACACCAGGAACUCUUUUAUUAUUUUCAAAUUUUAGAUUUUGAUUUACUGUAUUUUUAAGAAAUUAAAAUUAUAUAGAUUUAUGAUUCUAGAAGUAUAUUAUAUUAUGAGCUAUUUGCUUUUAAGAAAAAUUAUUUUGUAUUGUUCUUGUAUAUUUUCAAAUGUCUGGAAAACUUGUUUAAAGCACUAUUCAAAGUUGUAUUUGUAUUGAGGCCUUUUGUUUUUUGUCACUUUUCACUUCUUGAGCUUAACUAAUUAAAAAUAACACACAAUAAUGUUAACACACACACUAAAGAAAAGUACAGCACUGCAAAUAAAACAUUUUAAGUGA